AUGACAGUGGACGAAAUAGCAUUAGUGUUGAUACACCCAGCUGUGACACAGGAGCCUGAGUUGUUAGAGUCUGUGAAGAGAGGGACGGUGCUUUUGAACACGAAUAUCGAUGGACAGUAUUUGAUUAAUAAGUUGAACGAUGGGAGCGUUUCGUUGGAAAGCGAGAAGUACGAUGUGAUUUACUAUGUGACGGUUGAGAAGCCCGAGGAGAUCCAGUUCCCAUCGAGACUAAUACCUGUGCUAGGCAAGGCUUUGAAGUUUGGGGGCCGGUUGUAUGGGUUGAGCGACAAGUUGAAGGUGGAUGCGCUUUUGAAUGGGUUUGAGGUUGUGAAUGCGAGCGAGGCUAGCGGAUCGGAGUACCACUGGCUCAGGAAGCAGAAUGCGGUACAGCAGAGUGCGCCCGUGAGCAUUUCGCUUAAGAAUGGCGCCAGUGCGAAGACUGCGGGGCUACCAAGUUUCAAGAGACUGAGUAGUAAGCCCGAGGGCAGCAAGAAGAAGCUGCCUACGUUCAGCAAGCUGAGCGAGAAAGUCUCGAGCGUCAAGCUGACUUCGUCGGACUUGGAGUACGACCCCGAUGUGUCUGACGAUGACAACGAUGGGGACUCCGUGGCCGACGACAAGAGCAAGUUCUUUGACGAGUUCGAGGACCCUGAGACCGGGGCCGAUUCCAUAGACGAGGACGCGCUAAUCACCGAGAUCAGCCUCGAGAACGACGAGAUUACAAUGAUCCAGUGCGGCAAGACCAAGCAGAGAAGAAAGAAGGCGUGCAAGGACUGCACAUGCGGCCUCAAGGAGAUGGAGGAGCAAGAAAUCGAGUCCAGAAGACUCAAGCAGCAGCAGGUCAUCAAGUUCUCCGAAGAAGAAUUGACAGAGAUCGACUUCACCAUAGAAGGGAAGAAAGUCGGUGGCUGCGGCUCCUGCGCUCUAGGUGACGCCUUCAGAUGCUCGGGAUGCCCUUACCUGGGUCUACCGGCAUUCAAACCGGGCCAGCCAAUCAACUUGAACAGCAUAUCGGACGAUUUGUAA
Molecule: messenger RNA, 1026 nt
Organism: Kluyveromyces marxianus DMKU3-1042
Lineage: Eukaryota; Fungi; Ascomycota; Saccharomycetes; Saccharomycetales; Saccharomycetaceae
Gene: DRE2
Product: electron carrier DRE2
Exons: 1
Coding region: 1-1026 (341 amino acids)
Biological process (GO): iron-sulfur cluster assembly
Cellular component (GO): cytoplasm
Molecular function (GO): iron-sulfur cluster binding
Source: RefSeq, a predicted model, not a curated record